Molecule: messenger RNA, 2346 nt
Organism: Eupeodes corollae
Lineage: Eukaryota; Metazoa; Arthropoda; Insecta; Diptera; Syrphidae
Exons: 8
Coding region: 308-1855 (515 amino acids)
Source: RefSeq, a predicted model, not a curated record
CAGUUGCCGCAUUCACAUGAGAAAUGUUAAAAGAGAAAUUUGUGUGUUAAUAAAAAACCAUCGGGAUCUUAAUAUUGAUUUUCGCGAGAAGUAAGAAAGCGUAUUACCGAAUGCAUCACACAUUAAUAACUUCUUUAUACUCUUGAAUAAUUUUAAAAUACCUAAUUAUUUCGCAAUCACGUGUUAGUGCGGUGUAACAAAUGAAUAAGUUGAAUUCUGUGAUUUAGGAAUUUUUCAAUUCAUUGUAAAAACUAAAAAAAAAACAACAACUAAAACGAACUUUAAGCAUUCAAGUCAAAACUUAGAUAUGAAGCAAAUCUACAUACUUCUUAUCAUACUUCCACUAUUAUGCCAUACAUAUCCCUCAGAAGACUCAAAUCAAAGUGAUGAUAGUGAAUUAGCGGAAAGUGAUCCACAAAUAACAAAAAGAUCUGGAAGCAUUGAUUUAGUGACGCAUAUUAAAUCCGGACUAUUAGCUAGUAUAAGUAAAGCCUCAGCGUCAAUAGCAUCUGGAAGUUCUGGAGGAAGUAGUGGCUAUAAGUCAAUUGAUAAUGAACAUACGAAUUCCGUAGAAUUUGAUCCAUGGUCAUUAAAAAAAUCAGUUCUCAAUACGAUCUUCCAAGCUGUAAAAGCAAUCACUGGAGGAGUAACUGCUCUUAAAGGACAACUUAUUAAAGGCAGUGGUUAUGUACUAAGUGCGGGUGGUAAGUUGGUAGCAGCUUCUGGUGACAAAGUUACAGAUGUCGGCAAGAAUAUCAUCAAUUCUGCACAAUUAUCUCCUACUCCCCCGCAAGGCCAUGGACAGUCAUCUCAUCCUUUGUUUAAAUUAAGCAGCUUAUCGGGCGGUUCUUCUGGUGGAGGCCAUGGUCAAGGACCUGUUGUUCAUUCAGAAACUAUUACAACAUACGAAAUACCUCCCGGUCAUCACAACUAUGGACCACCAUCUAAGCCACCAUCAUUUGGCGGUGGCACACACCAGCAAUACCUGCCACCACAGAGCUACUCAGGUGGAGCCCCAUUUUCAAAUCAUGCAUCAUUUGAAGCACCAUCCAAUAACUAUUUGCCAUCCAAAUAUGGUCCAUCAUAUGAAGACGGUGGUGAACAUAUUAUUCCAUACACAGGACAACAUUCAGACGCAUUCAAUAUUUACGGACGACAUACGAAACUUUCCGAAAAAGAAGUACGCAAGGCAGCAGAAUCCCUACAGGAAAUUCUUCAAUUACUUCCUGCCAAAAAUAAACACAAAGAAAUUACCAAAACAUCAGUAACUAUAGAAAAAGGCCAACACGAUGGCUACACGUACUCAGAUCCACCUAAUGACUUCAAUCAGUACGAUAUACCACCGUUGAGACAACUCGAGUCUGUAUCGCAUGUAGAAACAAUAACGGCAGCCUACGGGCCACCGCUUCCACACAAAAUACACUCUAACAUUGAAAAUAAAAACCCAUCUGAUAUUUACCGCCAAAUGGCUCACAGAAACAAGGACACUGCUUCCCCCUCAUCAAAUCAGGCCGAAGGAUACUCUUACCCCAAUCCACAUCAUGACAACACCAUACAAUCCUCCUAUCCUCCUUCCUCCAGUUCUCGCGGUGGUGUCCUAAAGAACAUAGUCAAGUCUACAAGUUAUAAAGUAAACAUUGACCCGUAUCGAUCAUCCCCACCCACAUCAUUAGGUCCAAGUCACUCCCAUCAGUCAAAAGCACAACAGUACACAUACUUUAAUCCGGUGGAAAACAGAAUCGACACUCAAUUCGAACGAAGACGUGACUCGAGGCAAAAUCUAAGAAAGUUCGAAUAUCUCAGGAAUUCUCAGAUACGAAAUGCCGACAUGUUUAAUCGAAAUAUGUUGAUGUAAUUUACGAACAUCAAACAACAACAACACAAAGGACCCAUUUCAUAGUCAGGGAUGAUUUGCAUGAACUAUUUAUUAUAUUAUUCACAGUCUUUAAUUUAAACUAUAAACAAAAUCUACAAUAAUGUGAUAAAGUAUGCAUUAUAAUGAAUAUUACUGAAUUGAUCAUCUGGUGAUAGCAUAAUGAAUUAUAUUAAUUUUAAUCUGUGGCAUCAAAACAACCUUGAAAAGCUUAGUAGAUCGGCUUUCUAAGUUGCGAAUGUGAGACGAAUACACUUUUGAAAAAGGACAAAUGUUUGCAUAUAAAAAGUGAUUGUCACAAUAGUGCUUACAUAAGUAGUUUAAGUUACACUAAGGAAAAGUGCAGUAUGUAGAUAAUCUAUUUUUAACUGCACAUUGUUUUUUGUUAAUAGUGAAAGAAUUUUUUUUUUUGUUAAUUUUAAGUGCAAUGAAUGUAAAUUUAAGAAGAAAUAAAUAUUUUGUAUUUAUGCUUA